CCCCGGCCCCCGCCGAUGCCGGCCAUGGUGGAGAAGGGCCCCGAGGUCUCAGGGAAGCGGCGAGGGAGGAACAACGCGGCCAGCGCGGCCGCCUCGGCCGCCGCCGCCGCCGCUUCGGCCGCCGCCGCCUCGGCCGCCUCCGCCGCCGCCGCCUCCUCGGCCGCCGCCCCCGCCUCGGCCGCCGCCGCCUCCGCCUCAGCCGCCGCCGCCCCCAAUAAUGGGCAGAAUAAAAGUUUGGCGGCGGCGGCGCCCAAUGGCAAUAGCAGCAGCAACUCCUGGGAGGAAGGCAGCUCGGGCUCGUCCAGCGACGAGGAGCACGGUGGCGGCGGCAUGCGGGUCGGACCCCAGUACCAGGCGGUGGUGCCCGACUUCGACCCCGCCAAACUAGCAAGACGCAGUCAAGAACGAGACAAUCUUGGCAUGCUGGUCUGGUCGCCUAAUCAAAACCUAUCAGAAGCAAAAUUGGAUGAAUAUAUCGCCAUUGCUAAAGAGAAGCAUGGGUACAACAUGGAACAGGCUCUUGGGAUGCUCUUUUGGCAUAAGCAUAAUAUUGAAAAAUCAUUGGCUGAUUUGCCCAACUUUACCCCCUUCCCAGAUGAGUGGACUGUGGAAGAUAAAGUCUUGUUUGAGCAAGCCUUUAGUUUUCAUGGGAAAACUUUCCAUAGAAUUCAACAAAUGCUUCCUGAUAAGUCUAUAGCGAGCCUGGUGAAAUUUUACUACUCCUGGAAGAAGACAAGGACCAAAACCAGCGUGAUGGACCGCCACGCUCGGAAACAGAAGCGGGAGCGGGAGGAGAGUGAGGAUGAACUUGAAGAAACAAAUGGAAAUAACCCCAUUGACAUUGAGAUUGAUCAAAACAAGGAAAGCAAAAAGGAGGUGCCCCCUACUGAGACAGUUCCUCAGAUCAAAAAAGAGAAGCAUAGUACACAAGCCAAAAACAGAGCAAAGAGGAAACCUCCAAAAGGAAUGUUUCUUUCUCAGGAGGAUGUAGAGGCUGUUUCUGCCAACGCCACUGCUGCUGCCACAGUGCUGCGACAGCUGGACAUGGAGCUGGUCUCAGUCAAGCGACAGAUUCAGAACAUUAAACAGACGAACAGUGCCCUCAAAGAGAAACUUGAUGGUGGAAUAGAAUCAUAUCGACUUCCAGAGGUCGCUCAGAAGUGCAACGCCCGGUGGACCACGGAGGAGCAGCUUCUCGCCGUGCAAGCCAUCAGGAAAUACGGCCGAGAUUUUCAGGCAAUCUCAGAUGUCAUUGGGAACAAAUCAGUGGUACAGGUGAAAAACUUUUUUGUAAAUUAUCGACGCCGCUUCAACAUAGAUGAAGUUUUGCAAGAAUGGGAGGCAGAACAUGGGAAAGAAGAAACCAAUGGACCCAGUAACCAGAAACCUGUGAAGUCCCCAGAUAAUCCCAUCAAGAUGCCUGAAGAGGAAGACGAGGUUGCUCCUGUUCUUGAUGUCAGAUACGCAUCUGCCUCAUGAGAAACUCCGGUAGCUUUGAGCACUUGGUAUGGACGACUGUCCAGGAUUCAGGUAUUACAAGACGUCCCCUAGCCAUCUGCAUCACAUCUUCGUGGACAAGCAGCUAUUACCAAAAAAGGCAUACACUUCCAGUCCUGUGCUCCAUCUGCCUUAAUUCUUUGCUCGUCCCUCCACUUUGGCGCCACUCCCCAGAGAGCUCUGCCGCACCUCUCACUCACUCUGCCUGAGUGCUGGGGACUCCCGUGCCUGCAGCCUCCUGCCACUCUGGGGACCUGGGGACCGCCGCCUUGGUCGAAGCGCCUGGGCCCCUUCAGCAGCUUCAGAACAGGUAGUCGACUCCGAAGGCACGACUCCGUUCCUGCAUGGCCUGCAAUCUCUACUUUGUGCAUAGUAUCAUUUCAGUAACUGACCCUGUUGGCCUUCUAGAGAGUGCCCCUUGUCCUUUUCUGAGGCAUCCACCUAAGUGGUGUCAUGCUUCUUUGGGAAUCAGAGCAUAUUGGCAUCCUGCAUUAUAACCUCUGUUGUGCCAAACGUCCUGAUACAACUCACGUUUCCCUAGAUGUAGGUAUAAUUAUGGUUUAUAAAUUUAGUUGGCUUAAAUCUCUUCCUUCCCCCUCUCCGAGUGGUAGAAAGCUCACCCACAGUGACUGUCCUUGGACACUGUAGCUUAAAGGGAACGUGGACCUCAACACUCUGCCUUCAGCUCUCAGCAUUGUCAUCCCAGGAUGGGCGCCACCCCAUCUUUUCCUGACCCCCCCGCCCCCACCCCCAGCUCCAAGAGAUCUGGUCUGUACCACUGUACCUGGUGCUUGUACAUUUGGAAUUGGUGCCUUCUCCUUUUGGCAACCAUGUUAUCAGCCCUUUUUUCUGUUUUAGUGUCUUAUUUCUUCUUUAAGGUUUAUUGCUUGCCAAAGAUGACAUCAUUGAGAUUAGGAGAUAGGGGAGAACUUGCUGCAGAUUCUUGACAGAACACGGAUUUUAAACGUCAGGUUAGCGCAGUGAUGAAGGUGUUAGAACAGCUGGUGGUGGUUUUAUGAAAGCUGUGCAUUUGUUCCCCAUCCUCUUGGUGUGCCUGGCCUUCCACCUGUCACUCCAUGCUGGCCUCUGUCCUUCAGACACUGGUGUGAGCACAUGAACGCCACCCUCUCUUCUAACAUUACAGUCCAGGACAGAAGUGUCAGUUUAUUGGUUCUAGUGAGACCAAGAUGGAAAGAAACAAUCUCCAAAGUGGUAUGUAAUGCCUUUGGGUUGGACUGGGAACAAGUAAAAAUGUCUAAUAAAUGUUCUGAAACUUCCAGAA
Molecule: messenger RNA, 2779 nt
Organism: Camelus dromedarius (Arabian camel)
Lineage: Eukaryota; Metazoa; Chordata; Mammalia; Artiodactyla; Camelidae
Gene: RCOR1
Product: REST corepressor 1
Exons: 12
Coding region: 16-1479 (487 amino acids)
Biological process (GO): regulation of transcription by RNA polymerase II; negative regulation of DNA-templated transcription
Cellular component (GO): transcription regulator complex; histone deacetylase complex
Molecular function (GO): transcription corepressor activity
Source: RefSeq, a predicted model, not a curated record